Molecule: messenger RNA, 2254 nt
Organism: Brassicogethes aeneus
Lineage: Eukaryota; Metazoa; Arthropoda; Insecta; Coleoptera; Nitidulidae
Source: the annotation of a GenBank genome assembly
AAACUGCGCUGUUGGUAUCCUGGUCAGAUUAUCUCGCGCGGGCUCGUGUUCUAACUUAAGAGUGCCGGCAUUUUCAAAUUGUCAAAUGGAUUAAGUGUUUGUUACCUCAUUAAAAAGACAACAGUGUGAGUGACAAUGAGUUCGAACAAGUGGUUCGUGUUGAUCCUGACUAUUUCGGUGUUUAGAUUUAGUGCGUGUGGUGUGUGUCCUAACCCAUGUACGUGCAAGUGGAAAGGUGGUAAACAGACCAUGGAGUGCAUGGAACGUGGACUUAUUUCGAUACCGGAAAGUGUUAAUCCCGAUACGCAAGUGAUCGACCUGUCGGGGAACAAUAUUCAAAUAUUGCCUAGGGAAAUAUUUUUUCGUUCCGGACUAAUAAAUCUUCAGCGUAUUUACUUGAAGAACUGUCGUAUCGGCCAGAUUGAUGAUAUCGCGUUUCACGGUUUGACCAAUCUAAUUGAGCUAGACUUGUCGCACAAUUUAUUAACGGCGAUACCAUCGGGCACGUUCCACGACAUACCAUUUUUACGUGACCUAAUUAUUUCGAAUAAUCCCAUCCAAAAAAUCGACACAUUCGCGUUUCAAGCGCUGCACGGCUUAGUCAAACUGGACGUAUCGAAUUGCGAAUUGCAAACGAUAUCGCCUAAUGCCUUCGAUGGAAUCGACAUGCUGGAAUCCCUCAAGAUUAAUGGAAAUCGCCUUACCGAACUCCGACUGCACACCGUGGAAACGUUAAGCAGUCUAACCAGAUUGCACGGGAUCGAGCUGCACAACAACCUUUGGCACUGCGAUUGCCGCAUGCGACCCGUCAAAGAGUGGCUCGUCAACAACAACAUCCCCGUGCCCAUCUCCCCGAAAUGCUCCGGAGGACCGGAGCGGGUGGUCCACAAAACCUUCGCGGAGUUGCACGCGGACGAUUUCGCCUGCAAGCCGGAAAUGCUGCCAGUCAGUCGCUACGUCGAGGCCGUUAAGGGAGAUAAUGCCACUUUAACAUGCAGAGCGAAUGCAAUCCCGGCUCCGGUCAUACGCUGGUACUGGAACGGUCGUUUAUUGCUUAACAGCUCCGGAUUUAACGGCCAACAGCGUGUCUACAUAUCUGAGGAGGGCAAGCAGGAGAAGAGAAGCACGUUGGUGAUAACGAACGCGCAAGAUGUAGAAUCGAAUGAUUUUUACUGCGUUGCCGAGAACCGAGCCGGAAACUCGGAAGCCAACUUCACUUUGCACGUAUCAACUAAUUCGAUGGGCCUCAUUACGUUGGGAAACGGCCAAAUUGCUGCACUUAGCGCCGCCUUGGUAGUCCUAAUUAUAUUCAUCCUGAUCAUUAUCUCCAUACUAUUAUCGAAAUUACGACGAAUUCCUUUUACCGAAAGUAAGACCCCGGGACAAAUCGAAAUUGUCACCGUGGUAAACGGUUCCGCCAUCGCAAAUGGAAAAUCCAUCGGUUCCCCCACCCUCGCUCAACAGGAAACGUCUUCGUUUUCCGAAAGAAUCCAAUCGGAUGUUAAUUUCUGCAACCCCGUGCAGAAGCCCCCGAGGCUGAACGAGCUGCACUUUCCCACGUCGCAUUACAACGGCGGCAGCAGCAUAAUGCCGGGCUCUUGCUUUGUCUCGCCGUCAUCAAUCAACAACCCCGAUCUGAUCAACGACACCAAAGGCUUCGAGAACGACGAAAUGGUGCCCGUUGCGGUGGCAACGUCGCACGAAACGUCGUUAGGGGAGAUGGAGCGGCCGGCCAGCGGCGAGUACAGCAGGAACGUGGAUUCGCUGUACCCGAGCGGUCUCUGGGACAGCGACUCUCUCAGGAACUCGGUGACUCCCAACCUGACGGGCUACCAUUACGACGACAAGACGCCCAUCAUGGACGGGCAGAGCGUGGCCGGAUCGGCUGAAGAGCUCAGCUACAGGCUCUCGCAAGGAACCAACAGGGUGGUCGGCUAUCCAUCCGAUUACGGCCUGCCCAUGACUUCUUCGGAAAAGACGCUCAAACCGGCAGCCGCCAACCAAAUUCCUCUUCCUGCCAACGCCAAAACCUUGAGAGUGUGGCAGAAAGGUGGCGUUCCAGUCCUACCUCCCGUCACCGCUCUAAAGCGGGUCCUGACUCACAACAGGAACAGCCCCGACGAGGGUUAUCAAGAGGGCUGUGGAACUGACGUUUAAAUGCUCUCGGCAACCCUAAGGGUGCUUUUUAGAAAAAUAAAUAAAUCAACUACUUAAACAGUUUAAAAACUGUUGUGUUUAUUUUUCUUAAAAGCGA